CACUAAAUUUGUAUAUUCGAAAAUAAUGUCCAGUGUUAGGAAUCUGUUGUGUGUAACCAUUCUGGCAGUCUUGGCUAGCACGGGCUAUGCCAUCCAAUGCUAUCAAUGCAACACAUUUGGCAUUCCCGAAGCCUGCAAGAGUAAUGUGAGUACUUUGAUAGACUGCAGUACCGUUACACCUCCUGCUCACCUUAGCAAAGUUGGCGCUGCCACAGGCUGUUUGAAGCGUAUUCAAAAAAACCCGAGCAUGCCACGUCCGGAAACUCUAUAUAGCUGCCACUUUGGCGAUGUAAACAACAAACAGGGCUGCCAGUUGCCUGAAGAGUUGAAGCCACUGCGAUAUUCCGUAUUGUCCUGCCAUGUUUGCACCGAGGACAAGUGCAAUGGAUCGGCCUCUUUGUCUCCCAUUGGGGGUGCAAUAAUCCUGUUCUUCGGUGUGGUCCGAUUGUUGGCGACACGGUUAUUAGAAGUCUCAUUGACGGUUUUCCCCUAA
Messenger RNA from Drosophila albomicans, 493 nucleotides. RefSeq lists its product as uncharacterized. The record is from RefSeq and is a predicted model, not a curated record. Lineage: Eukaryota; Metazoa; Arthropoda; Insecta; Diptera; Drosophilidae. The transcript is spliced from 3 exons. The coding region runs from base 26 to 493 and encodes 155 amino acids.